This is a messenger RNA of Phyllostomus discolor (pale spear-nosed bat), 1917 nucleotides long. RefSeq names its product Golgi apparatus membrane protein TVP23 homolog B. Gene Ontology annotation, cellular component: Golgi membrane. Gene Ontology annotation, biological process: vesicle-mediated transport; protein secretion. The coding region runs from base 345 to 770 and encodes 141 amino acids. The transcript is spliced from 7 exons. Lineage: Eukaryota; Metazoa; Chordata; Mammalia; Chiroptera; Phyllostomidae. The record is from RefSeq and is a predicted model, not a curated record.
CUACUCUGAAAAGAUCACCUUGGCUGCAGGAUGGAGAUGGCACUCUUUCAAUCAAGAGCAGCAUACAGUAGAUCUCAAUCUUGGCUGCACAUUAUCAUCACCUAGAGAGCUCUGACAAAUCCUGAUGCCCAGACCAUCCAUCUGAACUUUGGGGUGGGGCCCAGGAUAGUAAUGAUGACACUGAAGAUGUUGCACUGUUUGAUGCAGAAGAGGAAGCAGCUGCUAGACCCAGAAAAUCCAAAAUCAGACAUCCAGUGGCAUCAUUUUUCCAUUUAUUCUUUCGAGUCAGUGCAAUUGUAGUCUAUCUUCUCUGUGAAUUGUUGAGCAGCAGCUUUAUUGCCUGUAUGGUGACAAUUAUCUUGUUGUUGUCAUGUGACUUUUGGGCAGUCAAGAAUGUCACAGGUCGACUAAUGGUUGGCCUGCGUUGGUGGAAUCAUAUUGAUGAAGAUGGAAAAAGUCACUGGGUGUUCGAGUCCAGGAAGGCAUCCUCUCAAGAGAAUAAAGCUGUUUCAGAGGCUGAGUCGAGAAUCUUCUGGUUAGGGCUUGUUGCCUGCCCUGUGCUUUGGGUGAUAUUCGCCUUUAGUGCUCUCUUCUCCUUCAGAGUGAAGUGGUUGGCAGUGGUUACCAUGGGUGUGGUUUUACAAGGUGCCAACCUGUAUGGCUACAUCAGGUGCAAAGUGGGCAGCAGGAAGAAUCUGACCAGCAUGGCCACAUCAUAUCUGGGAAAGCAGUUCUUAAGACAAAACACUGGAGAUGAUCAGACCUCCUGAGGAGAGAGAAAGCCUAUGUGUUCUGUUACAUUGGGAGAAAUGAAGAGAUUCUUGACUCUGAACAUUUUAGAACUCAGUACAUGUUGCAGAGAGGAGUGUUGGGUUUGUUUGUUCAUUUUAAAAUUUACUUAAAAAAAAACAAAACAUGGUUUUCAUAUUAGGUUUUUAUUUCUAGCAUCGGGGGCUUGAAAAUAUGCUGCUAGAAGCAUUAUCAGAGGUGGGUUCACGGUGUGCAUGUGCGCGCACAGUCAUGUAAUGUCCAUGUAUUGCACUUGGUGAAAGUGUUUAUGUUCAUGUACAUAUGGAAUGAAGACCUUUGCAUUUUGAUCCGUAGAACGUAGAAGGAUGUUCUUAAUCUCAUUUCAAAACUCUUAUGUGUUUAUAUAUUAUUUCUGUAGAUUAUCUUCAGAAGUAAGUUUUGUUUCCAUGGUAAGGGUGAGUGCUUUGGCUUACGUAUAAGUUAGAAAUAAUUAUUAAUUUUACAACUUAAUAUAUACUCAUGGUGAAAUUUCUUAUCCUAGGCAUUCAUAGGCAGAUUAAAACCAAAUUUGAGUCAGUGGUGUGAACUAGUUUGUAAAAUUUUAUUUAUUUUUAUUUGUAACAAGUCAUGUAUUUUUGUCCCAAUUCAUAUAAAUGAAUCUUCACAGUUUGUGUGUAAGGGAUGCCUAGAGAUUGUUCUAGGCCGUUCUGUUCAUUUUUGAGGAAGGGUAGUCAGACUUUACUUGGAACUUCCUGGAAGAGCUUCAGUGGUAUUUGGCCUAAUGAAAUCUGUCUUUUACCACCAAAAGAGUAUUAUUCUUAUGUCAUGGUAAGAAUAAUCAUUUAAAUAUGUGGCAUAAUAAAUGUCUAAAAGACAUUUUAUUUUAUAAAUCUUUUUCUUCUUGCUGUAGUAGGGAUAUUAUGAAUCAUGCAUUUGUAUUAAUAUUUCUUAAAAAGCAAUAUAUGUAACAGUCUAGAAACUGUUAUAGAAUAUGUAAAUUCUCUUGUGGGUAUACUUAAACUUCCCUGGAGUCUUAAUCAACAGAUUAUUUUGUUAGUGUAUUUAUACAUUGUUAAAAAUUUGUAAAAGCUGUUUUGUUUAAUUGGAGUGAUAGCUUUGAAGGUGCAUAACUUUAUAUUUGUAUAAAACUCUACUGUUUACAAAGCA